AUUUGCAAUGAUUUGUUGUUCGUUCUAAGGUAGAAUAGGUAGAUGAAAAUAUUCUGUUCCCGUUUUUGAUAGAAAAUCUCAGUAAAUCAUUCGUACAUACAGUGGUCCAUUUCAAACAAUAUUGUAAUAUGAUGGUUAGUAAUUUUUUUGGGAACCAAUUCCGUAUUUCCCGCGCGUAAUAUAUAGAUACAGACUAUAGGUCAGGUCGGGUCGCGGUGUCUUACUUAUCGGGUCAAAUAAUGCGCGCAACAAAGCAGUUACUUUUUGCCGCCGUCUGCGAUAAAAUUUAAAAAGGAAUGAAGGGUCUUAAUAUGUAUUAUGGUUCAUACAUACAUAUUUUAUAAAUAAGGGUAUAUAAUACAAAAUGAACGAAUAACACGUGCAGAUACGCCUAUGUGUGUGUGUGUGUGUGUGUGCGGUAGGUAGGAUUAACACGUUAAUGCUGCUGUCUCAGUCGCGAGUUCAUCAUCCCCAAAAACAUAAAAAUCCGUUUACGAGCGCCGUCGCCGCGACGUCCGCAGCAUCCGAGGAGAGCGAGCGAUCGCGGGCACGCUCAUACGCGCACGCGCGCGCGGAGGCAUGCGGCGGCGGCGGCGGCGUACUCCCCCACCGGUGCCGCCGCGCCGGCGGACACAACCGGUUUUAUUUUUAGCAGUCUGUCCGCCGACGCCGCCGCACCGACAGCCGCGCACUCGCAGCAUCAGCACACACGGCCACCAGCGACAGAGCAGCACCGGCACCAGGACCAGCGCCAGUACACGAUAUUGCGCGUCGCCGCGAUCUAAUAAGAAAACAUCGUCCGCGUAAUCGGGACGCCGCGCGCGCAAUCCGUCGCCGGACAUGCGUUGUUGACGACAACGAUCGCGAGCUUCCAGUCCACUUGCAGAUGACUUGCCAACUGCGGUGCGUGUAAGUCAUUAAAGAGAGAAAAAAAGAAAAAAAUGCUGAUCGACACGACGAAAACGUCGUGGACCUUCAUCCCGGCUCUGCUGUUGCUCUUCUCGUCGGCUUAUGUUGGAGCGUAUUAUUCAUCGUGUGAUAAAAGUUCAUGUUACCCGGCUACUGGAAAUCUGUUAAUCGGUAGAGAAAACCACUUAAAAGCAUCUUCGACUUGUGGUUUGAAGCAAAGGGAAAGAUACUGUAUUGUAAACAAUCUUGAAGACCGCAAAAAAUGUUUUUGGUGCGAUUCAAGACAACCGUCUCAACCGAAUGCAAAAUAUUCGCUAAGUCACAGGAUCGAUAAUAUUGUCCAUUCGUCUGGUAGCCCUAAUGCACAAUGGUGGCAAUCAGAAAACGGAGUAGAAAACGUCACUAUUCAAUUGGACCUCGAGGCCGAAUUUCACUUCACUCAUUUAAUCAUUACAUUUAAGACUUUUCGCCCAGCAGUAAUGUUGGUUGAAAGGUCUUACGAUUUCGGAAACACUUGGCAGGUAUAUAGGUACUUCGCUUAUGAUUGUGACUCAGUUUUUCCAAAUAUACCAAAAGAACCACCACGUAAUUUGACCGAAGUAGUUUGCGACCAGAGAUAUUCUUCUGUACCUCCUUCUUCAAGUGGUGAAGUGAUUUUAAGAGUAUUACCUCCCAAUCUACACCACAUGUAUGAUGAUCCGUAUUCACCGGAAGUACAAAAUCUAUUGAAAAUGACAAAUUUGAGAAUUAAUUUCACCAAACUUCAUACACUCGGAGACGAUUUGCUGGACAACCGAGAUGAGAUUUUGGAAAAAUAUUACUACGCAAUCACAGAAAUGGUAGUACGGGGUAGUUGUUCGUGUUACGGGCACGCGUCCAGGUGCUUGCCGCAAGACGGUACGAAUAGCAAACCAGAUAUGGUGUACGGUCAGUGCGAGUGUACUCACAACACCAAAGGGCUUAACUGCGAGUCUUGCGAAGACUUUUUCAACGACUUCCCGUGGAAACCAGCUAUUGGCCGUCAGACAAACGCGUGUAGACGUUGCAACUGUAACAACCAUGCGACCAGUUGUCAUCAUGAUGCCGCCGUAUUUGAGUUGACUGGACGGAUGAGUGGUGGCGUGUGCGACGGAUGCACAGAUAACACCAUGGGUCGCAACUGCGAACAGUGCAAGCAGUACUUUUAUCAAGACCCCACGAAACCAUUCACUGACCACGAUGUCUGCUUGCCGUGCGAUUGUGAUCCUGGUGGUUCCUUGGACGAUGGAAUAUGUGAUUCCAAGACUGAUCUUAUCAACGGAUUAGAGUCUGGCCGAUGUCACUGCAAACCAAAUGUCGAAGGUAGACGAUGUGACAUGUGCAAAAAUGGAUUUUGGAAUUUCAGCGAGUCAAACCCAGACGGAUGCCAAGUGUGCACGUGCAACACUCAAGGAACCGUGGACAAUCAAGGUUGCAACAAGGAGACAGGAGAAUGUACGUGUAAGAGGUAUGUGGCCGGCAGGGACUGCAAUCAAUGUAUCCCUGGCUUCUGGGGUUUGUCUGAUAGUCAAGAUGGCUGUAAGCCAUGUGACUGCGACGUUGGUGGAGCGUACGACAAUAUGUGUGACGUCCUCACGGGACAAUGCUUGUGUCGACCACAUUUAUCAGGACGUACCUGCAGUGUACCAGAACAAAACUAUUUUGUCGGUCCCGUUGACACUUUGGUCAGCGAAGCCGAGUUAUCCAACUGCGGACAAGAUAAUUGUCAAGUAUAUAUUCGAGAACCCUAUAGAGAUGGCCGGGAAGAUACAUGGACAGGUACAGGAUUUAUGAGAGUGUUUGAUGAUGCCGAAUUGGUUUUUGACUUGAAGAAUAUACCAGCUACAACUAAUUACGAAAUCGUGCUCAGAUAUGAACCACAAAUUCCUUAUGAUUGGGACGAUGUCAGAAUUACAUUGGAAAGAUUGAAACCCAUUGAACCUAAUAGUACUUGUGCAGAAUAUGAAUUGAAUUACAAUGCUGGAGAUGUUAGAAGCGUUUUAUUAUCUCAAGAUUCUAGAUUUGCUAUCGCUUCACCACCAGUAUGUUUAGAAGCAAAGAAAGAAUACAAAGUGAAAAUUAAUUUCCAAAGAUACAACAACAGAACAAUUAACCCAUCUGCAUCAAUACUGGUCGACUCGCUUGUCUUAAUACCACAUGUGGAAAGUAUGCCAUUCUUCCAAGGAUCGCCAGCCAAUGAACAACGACUUGAAGAAUAUAGACGUUUUAAGUGCAAAGAAGCAUUUUACACAAUCCGCAAAGAUCAUUUACUUGAUUCUGAUGUUUGUCAAAAAUAUCAUUAUAGUGUUGGUUUUUAUUAUUUGGAUGGAGCAUUUUCAUGUGAAUGUGAUCCGACCGGUUCAACUAGUGCCAUUUGUGAUUCAUUGGGUGGAAAGUGUUCUUGCAAAACAAAUGUAGUUGGAAGAAAAUGUAAUCGUUGUGCUCCUGGUACUUAUGGAUUCGGUCCAGAAGGAUGCAAAGCAUGUGACUGUAACAGUGUUGGAGCUUUGGACAAUUUGUGUGAUGUUUCAACUGGACAAUGUAAGUGUCGAACACAGACUUAUGGAAGGGAGUGUGAUCAAUGUGAACCAGGCUCAUGGAAUUAUCCGAACUGUCAAAGAUGCAUGUGUCAUGGACACACUGACGGAUGUGACUCUCGUACCGGAGUAUGCCUUAACUGCCAAGGUUUUACUGAAGGAAAUAAUUGUGAUAGAUGUAUUGAGGGUUAUUACGGCGACCCACGUUUGGGAAUAGACAUUCCGUGUCGAGCAUGCCCGUGUCCAGGAACAGUUGAAUCUGGACAUUCUUAUGCAAAUCGAUGUGCUUUAGAUUCAAAAACACAAGACGUCUACUGUGAAUGUCAAGCUGGCUACAAAGGUUCUAGGUGUAAUAUGUGCGAUGAAAACUACUACGGAAACCCGGAAGUUCCUGGAGGCACGUGCCGGCAGUGUUCUUGUAAUAAUAACGUAGACAUAACCAAGACAGGUAACUGUGAUCCUCACAGUGGCAAAUGUUUGCAAUGCUUGUUUAACACAGAAGGAGACAAUUGUGAAGUUUGUAGAACUGGUUUUUAUGGUGAUGCUAUCCAUCAAACGUGUACAGAAUGUGUGUGUGACUUUUUGGGAUCACAGUCUAGAGUGUGUAAUUCUACCACUGGACAAUGUCCUUGUUUACCUAAUGUCAUUGGAUUGACUUGCGACGAGUGUAAACCCAAUCAUUGGAAAAUUGCUAGUGGAAAUGGAUGUGAACCGUGCAAUUGUGACCCAGUCGGAUCUGUUUCUGAACAAUGUAACCAGUUUGACGGUCAAUGCAAAUGUAAACCAGGUUUUGGUGGAACUCAAUGUAAUCAAUGUCAAACAAAUUAUUGGGGUGAUCCAAAUAAAGAAUGUUAUGCUUGUGAUUGUAAUCCUGAAGGAUCAGCUACACAACAGUGUAAUCAGACUACUGGACACUGUAAUUGUAUGUUAGGAAUAGGUGGAGAAAAAUGUGACACUUGUGCGAGAGGAUAUUUAGGAAAAGCUCCUAAUUGCAAUCCAUGUGGAGAAUGUUUUGAAAACUGGGAUCAAACACAAAAAGAGCUUAUAGAACAAACGGAGAACGUAUUUAAAUCAGCAUCUGAAAUAAAAGCUACCGGAACUACGGGCGCUUAUAACAACCAAUUUGAAAAUAUGGAAAAAAAAAUAUCCGAGAUAAGAAAUAUAUUGCAAACAACUACAAAAAGUUCAACAGAUCUUCAAACAUUAAAUAAUGUUAUUGAUCAACUCAGGAUUAAUCUCACUACUAUGGAUCAAUUGAAUGUAGUUACAAAAACUAUUGAUAAUACUAUGCAAAGAGUUAUUUUAGCUAAUUUAACAUUAGGAAACCUUAAUGCAAAAGCAAUCAACUUAAAAGAAACUGCACAAAGUUUAAAAAAUAAUUCAACACAACUUCAAGAACGAAAUGUUGAAGGUGCUUUAAAUUUAACCAAAGAAGCAUAUGACAAAGCAAAAACAUUAAAAAUGGAAGAGAAUGCACAAGAUAGAUUACUAUCUGAUGCUGAACACCAAUGCAAAAGAACUGAAUUGUUCUUUGGACGAAAUGUAAAUUCUUUUAAUCAAGGUAUUAAAGAUAAUGAAGUUACAUUGGAAAAAUUAAACGAGGAAAUGAAUAAAUUGUAUCAAGAAAUCCCUAAAUUAAAUCAACAAAUUUGUGAUAAAGGUGGUGAAACUUGUGAUAAGCUUUGUGGUGGAGCGGGUUGUGGUUUUUGUGGUGGUUUAUCAUGUGAAGAAGGUGCUACUACUAAAGCAGAACGUGCCUAUAGCUUUGCUAAAGAAGCUCAAAAGCACAUACGUGAUAAAGAAGCAAAAGGCGAAGAGUUGUUUAGAGGUUUAUCUCAAGCUAAUCAAGAAUUAAAUUUGGCGUUGGCUAAUACUAAAGACAUCUCAGAAGAGUCACAGAGAGCCAAAAUACAAUCUCAAAGCAUCCUAAAUGAAAGUUAUAGUUUGAUUGAAAGGCAUGAAAAAUUUUUGAACCCUUCAGGAGUUCAAUCUACUGAUGUCGCAAUGAAAGUUGAAGAAGUUCUGAAAUUAAAUAUUAACUUACAACCCGAACAAUUACGUCAACUUUCAGAAGACAUAAAUAAAACGUUAUCUCAACCAAAAAAUAUUGAUACAAUUAUCAAUGAAACUGCUGGUGAUUUGUCACUAGCUAAAAUGUUAAAUGAAGAUGCCGAAAAGAAACAGAUGGCUGCCAAAAAUAUACUUCAGGUUGCUGAACGUGUUGAAACAGCUUUAGACGAAGCAGAAAGUAUACAAAAGAAGAUCGAUGAGGGUAUAUUAAUAACAAACCAAAAUAUUGUGGAUGCAAAUAAUAGUAUAACAAAUAUUAAAACAGAAACGGGAGUUACUCAAGAUAAUGUUCAGAAAGUCUUAGAUGACAUCAAUGUUAUAGAAAAUAAAUUGAAAACGCUACAGACCGGGUUCUUAAAAAAUGUUAGAGACGCUAAUGAAGUCAAGUCAGAAGCGGGCACUUUGAUACAAGAAGUAGAAGAUACUGAAAAGAAAGCAUCACAACUAUUAUCUUUAUAUAAUGAUGCUAGUAACAAGUUAGACAACCGUGCACAAAUUGCAAAAACCACAAAAAAUAAUUCACAACAGUUAUUAGAAAAAGCUAGUCAACUGUCAGCCAAUACUACUUUGAAAUUGAGAGAACUAGGAGAUGCCGAACAAAUAAUUAUCAGUCAAGAAGAAUCAAUUUCAAAGCUUUCUAAGGAUGUAGAUGAAUUAUAUAGUAUGAUGUCAGAUAAUUUAAAUAAAAUCAGUUCACAAGCCGAUCAUUAUCGGACAUGCAAUAAUUAAUAAAAAUUAUUUCAGUAAUACUUUAUUUCAAUUGUUGAGUCGUUAAGUGUCAUAUAUUUAUUUUAAUAGUUUUCAUUUUUUAAAUCAUGUUUAUUUAUUUGACUUAUUUAUGUUCUUUGCACGCUGUAUUAUAUAUUUUAAUAUUAUAAUAUUUAUAAAAUAAUUGUGUUCAUUACAUUUAAAAUAAAUAUAGACUACUUAGUUUCUGACUGAGAAAAUAAUAUUUUAUACAUGAGAAAAAAAUGUUUAAUGUUUACUAUAACUGAGUAUGAUGUAAAUGUUUGAUUAUAUCUAAUUUUAAAAUUGUAAUUAUAAUUGUUUAUAAUUAUUAUUAUAUUAACAUAAAUACAUUUUAUGAGUUUAAUCUUAAUAAGAAAUUAUGUAAUCAACACAAUAUUUUUUUCUGAAUUUAUCACUAAUAAUAAUUAUAAGUUAUUAUC
Aphis gossypii (cotton aphid) is the source of this 6703-nucleotide messenger RNA. It is a transcript of the gene LanB1, whose product is annotated as laminin subunit beta-1. The record is from RefSeq and is a predicted model, not a curated record. Gene Ontology annotation, cellular component: laminin trimer. Gene Ontology annotation, biological process: cell migration; basement membrane assembly; substrate adhesion-dependent cell spreading. The transcript has 32 exons. The coding region runs from base 942 to 6263 and encodes 1773 amino acids. NCBI's taxonomy places the organism in Eukaryota, Metazoa, Arthropoda, Insecta, Hemiptera, Aphididae.